CCUGCGGCGCCGCCCCUCCCGCCGCAGGCCUCGGGCCGGGGCUCCGUUCCGGGCUCGGGCCGUUGCAGCGGUCGCGACACGUGGCGCGGCGGGGCGGCCCCGCGGGCGGCAUGGCCGCGGCGGCCGAGGCGGCGGGCGGCGGCGGGGGCAGCAGCAGCAGCAGCAGCAGCCGCCACGAGAAGAGCCUGGGGCUGCUGACCACCAAGUUCGUGUCGCUGCUGCAGGAGGCCAAGGACGGCGUGCUGGACCUCAAAGCGGCUGCUGAUACCCUUGCUGUGAGGCAGAAGAGAAGGAUCUAUGAUAUCACCAAUGUUUUGGAGGGGAUUGAUCUCAUUGAGAAGAAGUCAAAAAACAGCAUUCAGUGGAAAGGAGUAGGUGCUGGUUGCAAUACAAAAGAAGUCAUAGACAGGCUGAGGUACCUGGAAGCUGAAAUUGAAGAUCUAGAGCUUAAAGAAAAAGAAUUGGAUCAGCAGAAACUGUGGCUUCAGCAAAGUAUCAAGAAUGUCAUGGAUGAUUCUACAAACCACCAAUUUUCAUAUGUCACCCAUGAAGAUAUCUGCAACUGCUUCAAUGGAGACACACUUCUAGCAAUUCAAGCACCUUGUGGUACACAGUUAGAAGUACCUAUACCCGAAAUGGGACAGAAUGGACAGAAGAAAUACCAGAUCAAUCUUAAAAGUAGUUCAGGACCUAUCCAUGUGCUGCUUAUAAAUAAAGAAUCAAGCUCCUCCAAGCCCAUGGUGUUUCCAGUUCCUCCGCCCGAUGACCUUGCACAGCCCCCAUCUCAGCCUGCAGCUCCAGCGACUCCCCUUAAACCUGCUACAGCUCCUCAAAAUCCACCAGAACAACAUGAUCUGAACCAAGGACAAGAGUUACCGCAAACAUCAGUUGCGGACACGCCAUCAGGUGGUGUGCAGCAGAACAGUACAACCCCAGCAGCUCCUUACUCCAGCCUUCCAGAGUCGGUGUUGUACCCCAGCCUUACAGGAGAUGUCACCCAAGCUACAGCUAGCUCAAAUGACUACCAGGGUUUGCUGCCCCUGGAUGUUAACUGUAUUCUCAAGCCAAACUCAUUCGACAUAGCAAAGAUGGAAGAGCCCACAGGAAAUAUCAGUGGGGAUAUCAUUGAUGAACUCAUGUCUUCUGACGUUUUUCCUCUCUUACGACUCUCUCCUACUCCCGGAGAUGACUACAACUUUAACCUGGAUGAUAAUGAAGGAGUCUGUGAUCUCUUUGAUGUGCAGAUACUAAAUUAUUAGAUAUUGUGUCAACCAGACUACUUAUCUACCUCUAACUAUAACAUUCUAGACUUCUUCAUAACCUAAGUAUUUGAAUAAUGAAUGUAUAACUUCUUAGUUCACUGACUCUGGGAGUAUAUUUCCUUUUGCUUCCUUUAACUACUUCACAAAACAAAUUCAACAACUAGAAAAAAGGGCUUUUAUCAAAAAUUCUGGCAAGUUUUUUCACCUGAGUGCCCUCUGUGUAAUCCAGUUAUUUGGAAUUUUCUUUACUAAGAAAAGUGAAAAUGCUUUAUAGCCUUUUGAUCAUUUUUUUAAAAAUGAUUAGGCUUCUUGCUCACAGUUAACAGCAUUUUCUUUGAAGCUUUACUGCCAAGAAGCUUUCUAUAUUUUUUUUUAACCUUUCCAUCAAUUUUGAAGCUUUCACUGCCAAGCUGAAAAGUGAAGGAUAUCAACUUGAGUUAUGCUAAAUUGUUUCAGUGAACCAAUUUUGUGAAGUGCCUUCUGUUUUAGCACUUUAAGUUUCUCACACUGACUUCUGACAUUCCACUUUCCUAGAUGAUAGGAAAGGUCUGUUUGUAGUUUGUAUUAAAGUGUGCCAAUACUUGUAUAUUAACAAGAUUUUUUUUUAAUAAAAUUGUACAAACAAA
Messenger RNA from Harpia harpyja (harpy eagle), 1888 nucleotides. RefSeq names its product E2F transcription factor 5 (gene E2F5). The record is from RefSeq and is a predicted model, not a curated record. Gene Ontology annotation, molecular function: RNA polymerase II cis-regulatory region sequence-specific DNA binding; DNA-binding transcription factor activity, RNA polymerase II-specific; protein dimerization activity. Gene Ontology annotation, cellular component: RNA polymerase II transcription regulator complex. The transcript has 9 exons. The coding region runs from base 111 to 1259 and encodes 382 amino acids. Gene Ontology annotation, biological process: regulation of transcription by RNA polymerase II. Lineage: Eukaryota; Metazoa; Chordata; Aves; Accipitriformes; Accipitridae.